AUGAAGGAACACGCUCUUUUCCUGGCCUUGGCGGCAGUCGUCGCGGCCUCCCCCCAACUGCUUGUUCCCAACUUACAGCCCGCCUUGACCGAAAACUUUCAGCUCUCUGCCCACGCUUACCCUUCGCGGAAAUCAGCCCUUGACCGCUCCAUCGAGAGCUGGGAAGUCGUGUCUGAGCCUCGUGGCUGUAACUGUCCGCAGUCACUCACCCUGUCCAAGCCGCUGAGCAACGGCACCAGCGCAGCCGAAACCUUCUACUUCAACCCGGACUCCCUCACCGUCCAGUCCGGACCCGACGAGGCGCCGCGCGGAGUGGUCUUAUCUCGCAAGGAGAACCGCUGGGCUUUGCGGCUUGUCCCCGGGGAAGAAGGCACCUCCAAUCUGGGCGUCGCCCUUAAAUCCGACGGGCCGCAGCUGGACUAUCAACGAGGGAGGUUCUACGCGUGCGAGACCGGCACGCACUCGCACUCGACCGUCGAGCUCUUUUGGAGACAUGAACAUGACACGGAAGCACUGUCUCGUUCGUGUGUCGACGUUUCCCUCUACGCGACGCCAGCCGACGGCCCGUCCCAUGGACCAUCUUCCGUCGUCGUGGCCUGCAUGGACGUCAGAGGCGGCACGUGUAUUUUCCCUUUUCGCUAA
Hirsutella rhossiliensis is the source of this 642-nucleotide messenger RNA. RefSeq lists its product as uncharacterized. The record is from RefSeq and is a predicted model, not a curated record. Bases 1 to 642 code for a protein of 213 amino acids. NCBI's taxonomy places the organism in Eukaryota, Fungi, Ascomycota, Sordariomycetes, Hypocreales, Ophiocordycipitaceae. The transcript has a single exon.